AUGUCUGAUCAAGGCAUUAAUACUAAUGAAUACAGAGAAUUGAGGAGUGAUUAUAAAUAUUAUAUCGAUUCAUAUAAUGCAAUGUAUAGGUUAAAAACGGAAAAUGAUGACGAAAUAAACUCAAUUUACGAAAUGAUCAAAACAGAACUAAUUGAUUCAAAGAAGCAUUAUGUACAAACUAUUAUAAGAGAUGUUUUAAAUAUGAUUCUGUAUAAUAACCGCUAUACAAAAUCAUACUUGAAACUCGCGAAACUUAUAUAUGAUGAUAAUAAUGUGAAAGAGGUUCACGGCAUCAAUAGUAUUUCUAACUUCCUGUUUCAUAAAGAAUAUGAUAUUAUACUAGAUAAAACUGAUAAUUUCAAAGAAAUAGAACUAAACCAUAGAGAUAUUCAUUCAGAAAAUCCAAUUUACAGAGCAAUUAUGAAUGAUGACAUAAAAAACUUAAUAGAUUUCACAGAAAGAAAUGAAUUUGAUGAAGAUCAAAAACUUAAAAGCAAGCUAUAUCCAUAUUCUAAAGAAGGAUAUUCAUUACUUGAAUUAUGUUGUUACCACGGAGCAGUUGAUUGUUUCAAGUUUUUAAGAACAAAAUGUGAAUCAGAAAUAACUGAUUCAUGUCUACAACUAUCAUUUUUAGGAGGAAAUCCAGAGAUUAUAAGCGAAUGUUUGAAAUCUAAAAAACCAAAUAAAGAAUGCAUGAAAUAUACAAUUAUUUCUCACAACAUUGAUUUUGUUACAUUCUUGAUGAAUGAACACAAUAUAGUGAUCGAUUUAGAAUGGUGUGGAGCAUAUGAUAAUCUUGAAUCAUUUUUGGUGUAUUUCGACCAAAUCAAAGAUUUUAACGAGUGUUUCAUCCAUUCAACAUUGUUUAAUAUCCCACCAUUUUCAGAAUAUUUUUUUGCAAGAAUUAAAGACAUCAAUAUUAAAAAUCAAGAUGGACAAACCCCUCUUCAUUAUGCAGCAAUGAAUAAUAGCAAAGACACAGCCGAACUUCUUAUUUCACAUGGUGCAAAUAUCAACGAAAAAGACAAAGGUGAACGAACCCCUCUUCAUUAUGCAGCAAUGAAUAAUAGUAAAGAAACAGCUGGAGUUCUUUUUUCACAUGGUGCAAAUAUCAACGAAAAAGACAUAGAUAGACAAACCCCUCUUCAUCAUGCAGUAAUGAAUAAUCGCAAAGACACAGCCGAACUUCUUAUUUCACAUGGUGCAAAUAUCAACGAAAAAGGCAAAGGUGAACGAAACCCUCUUCAUCAUGCAGCAAUGAAUAAUAGUAAAGACACAGCCGAACUUAUUAUUUCACAUGGUGCAAAUAUCAAUGAAAAUGAUAUUAAUGGGAAAACUGCUCUUCGUCUUGCAGUAUAA
Molecule: messenger RNA, 1359 nt
Organism: Trichomonas vaginalis G3
Lineage: Eukaryota; Parabasalia; Trichomonadida; Trichomonadidae
Product: protein kinase protein
Exons: 1
Coding region: 1-1359 (452 amino acids)
Molecular function (GO): protein binding
Source: RefSeq, a predicted model, not a curated record